AUAACUCCAAAAGCUAUCUCGGUUGGGGAUAGAAUCAAACCCCCAAGAAUUUAUGCCAAAGUGAACACCUCAACUCAACCACAUCAAUUCAAUGCUUCUGCUAUAUAAACCCUUUCCCUUUACAGGAAGAAAACAUUAGCUUAAAACACAGGAAGACUGUUCGGUUCAAAAGAUGGGUUGGUUAUGGCGAGAGAGAAGAGGUCCGGCAUGGAAGCAAGGUUGGGCAGAGCAUACUAUAACCUCAAUCUCACCUCCUCCGUUUCCGUUACUUGCAAUUUUUGUCAUAAUUAUCGUCUUGCUGUCUCUUUCGUCGUAUUUUAACUAUAAGUCCCAGAUGCAGCAAGGUGUCAUCAACUUUAAGCUGAUCAUGCUGUUCUUGCCCGUGCUACUGAUCUUUAUUGCGAAGCUUGUAUCCAAAGGUGACAGGUUCUUUUUCUAUACUACAAAAGCUGAGUAUGGCACUCUUCGUAGAAACUGGGAUUUGCCUUGGGGAGUCGGAAUACUGGUGGUGAUUCUGCUAGUCAUGCUUUCUUAUCAGUCAUCCUUGCGGUCUGUGUGGUCUCCGAUUGUAUGGAGAUCGUAUUAGUAUUUACUAUUUAGGUCUUCUUAUUUAUGUAUAAGGGCGUCUAAAAGAGUUUUACUUGUUCAUGCCUAAAAUUUAUGUUACUAAAAGACUUUACAAGUUCAGCCUA
This is a messenger RNA of Mercurialis annua (annual mercury), 692 nucleotides long. RefSeq lists its product as uncharacterized. Bases 173 to 586 code for a protein of 137 amino acids. The record is from RefSeq and is a predicted model, not a curated record. NCBI's taxonomy places the organism in Eukaryota, Viridiplantae, Streptophyta, Magnoliopsida, Malpighiales, Euphorbiaceae. The transcript has a single exon.